UCCGUGGGUCUGCUCGGACUGACUUUUGACAGUGCGCCUUCAGUCUGUGAGGGGCUUGGCGGGGAAAGUUGCUGCGAGGAGAGGCGGCUGGGGCCGAGGCGUCCGGCGCGCAGGGCGGGCGUCCCGGGCGGGCACGGCGCCGCGGCUGCCGACGGGGCUUGGGGUUCCGAUUGAAGACCUGGCUUCUGUUUGCUGCCUGGAUUAUGCCCCAGGUUUUCCUCCCCAAUGAUUCUCUUGCAACACGCCGGGCUUCCUCCGCCUAAGAGGCCCUCAUCCUCCUCUCCUAUGUCAGUGGCCUCCAGGUCUCCAGGAACUUUGCAGCUUCCACCACAGAAGCCUUUUGGGCAGGAGGCUUCCGUGCCACUGUCAGGAGAAGAAGAGCUACCUGGAGGUGGAGACCAAGACACUGCCCUGGAGGAGCUCUGUAAGCCCCUGUACUGCAAACUCUGCAAUGUCACCUUGAACUCGGCCCAACAAGCCCAGGCACAUUAUCAGGGUAAAAAUCACGGUAAGAAACUCCGAAAUUACUAUGCUGCAAACAGCUGUCCUCCCCCUGCCCGGAUGAGCAGUGUGGUGGAGCCUGCAGCCGCUCCAGUCGCUCCAGGCCCUCCGCAGGUGGGCUCCUUUAAGCCAGGAGGCCGUGUGAUCCUGGCCACCGAGAAUGACUACUGUAAGCUUUGUGAUGCCUCCUUCAGCUCCCCGGCUGUGGCGCAGGCCCACUAUCAGGGCAAGAAUCACGCCAAGAGGCUGCGACUCGCAGAAGCGCAGAGUAACUCAUUCUCGGAAUCCCCGGAGGUGGGUCAACGGCGGAACCGGAAGGAAGGGAAUGACUUUAAGAUGAUGCCUAAUAGGAGAAAUAUGUACACAGUACAGAACAGUUCAGCAGGUCCUUACUUCAAUCCCCGUUCUCGGCAAAGGAUUCCCCGCGAUCUCGCCAUGUGUGUUACUCCAAGUGGCCAGUUUUACUGCUCAAUGUGCAAUGUUGGGGCUGGCGAGGAGAUGGAAUUCCGGCAGCAUUUGGAGAGCAAGCAGCAUAAAAGCAAGGUGUCGGAACAGCGGUACCGGAGUGAGAUGGAGAAUCUGGGAUAUGUAUAGUGAUGGUCAUACUCCAAUAGAGCAGCUUGUCCUGCCUCUUGUUUGCCUUCUGUCGACCUGCCCUGCUUUGUGGUCUGUUGAUAUGAGUACAUUCCUCUGCUUAAUGUUAGCUCCUGUAACCUGUAGUGGUACCAUGAGAUGUCAAAACUAGGGGCGGGGUAGGAGGAAAGAAUGGGCUGCGUGGGUCAUAGUGCUUUCUCAGGUCAAUUACGUUUGAGCUGCUUAGCAUGUGACUUACCUGCCCUAUCAGAAAUAACCUUUCAUCUUGGCCCAAGUUCUGGUUGACUAGUAAUCUGACCACUUAGAGCUGUGACUACUGAAAAAUGUCAUCUUUCGCAGUUCUAGCUUUAGGUUCUGUUACAUCAAAAAUUAUGUGAGUUCUUCCGAUUACAGUAAGAACAGGUAAGCAGAGAUUUAAGCUUGCCCAGGUGUCAUUGGAAUAUCACCUUAAUGCAUUGGCCAUGGAAUCAUUUAUUACAAACAAUGUGAGGGUCUUUCCCAGGUCAUAAUUUUUCUUGUAUGAACCCCACGUGCAUCACUGAACUGAAGAUGUUCUUGAAUUCAGACACCGUCACUGUGUUUGUGUACUUCCAGACAGCUGAGGUGCAUCUCCAGCUGUGGCUUUCCCACAUGCAAUUGGCACCACCUUCUCUCCUUUUUCUUCCCUCCUCAUUGCGUCAGCCUAUCUAAUAAACUCAAAUUCACUCCCCAGCUGUGCUGUGGGAUUUCCAAAGCAUGCAUUUGAAUAUUUAGAAAGUUUUAAAUUGAUAUUAUUUUUAAGAAUUUUUUUCAGCUGAUCUGUAGGAAAUGGAAAGAUAUAUUAGAUUUUUCCUUUUAGAGUUAUGAGUUCAUUGAUAAUCACCUGUACUUACAUGAAAAUCUUAAUGGUAAGCUCAUUUCUUGACGUUUUCUUUUGAAAGACAUUUUAGAUAAUCCGAUCCUAACAUUAUAGACAUUCCUCUGUGUCAUGCCAGUUAGUUGGCUGUCCUGAAAAUUGCUACCACUUACCCACUUCUCAGAGAGGAAUUUUUUUUUUAAGAAAAUUUAAUGAAGUAUCAUCAUUUCUAGUAGAAAAAUACAUGAACUUUAGAAUUUCCUCUUUAUAUGGCUUCCUUGAUGAUACUGAAAGCAUAUUAUAGAUGACUUUGGCCUUUGUUCAUUAUAAAGGUGUUAUUUAUCCUUGUUUUCAAAAUGAGAAGCCAUAAUGUGUAUCUGGAUUAUAAUGGAAUAUGCUGUAAACUUCCAUUAAUCGCAUUGAAUCUCUUGCUCCAUUGUACAUUACAUGGGUAAGACUGGUGCUCAUUCAUGCUUCAUUUAAAAAGGCCACAAUCACCAGGAAGUUUAUAUCGCGUGUUAUCUUUUUCACAUGAUUGUCAAUUCACAUUUGAUUGCUUAUAUUACUAAUGAAAAGUGAAAUUUCUGUUUUUCCUUGGGAAUUUCAUAGGCAAAUAGAUGGAGAGUAUAAAAAUUAUAGUUAUCAUUUAUUUUCUGUAAUAUUUUGGAAUAGUCUUUGAACACUUUAGCUCUGUAAUUAAAAUCAGAUUUUAUGAUUAACAUUAGUAUCAAGUUAUUUUAUGGGAAUGGUUGUUUAUUAAAAAAAGUAGAAUUACUUAGUAUUUUUUUUUCUUUCAGAAGUAAGAAUGAAAUAGUAUGGUAUGUGGUUGAGUUUCUAGUUAUCCAUGUGAUUCUUGGUAUAAUAAUCCGUUUUGGAGUAAUGAAGUACACUUAAUUUAGAAUAAUGUAGGGCUUAUCUUCUUGGCCAGUAGGUGAUUGAUUUUGCUGCUAAGCAUAAUUUUUUUGGUAGAUUUUCCUAUCAUAGUGCUGGACACUUUGUUCUGUGAUUACUUAAAAAUUAAUUUUUCUCUCUUUGUGUUUACAUACACGCAGCCAUAUCCAUCCCAACCCCUUAGAUGUGUGUUCUUAUGUCAUACCAUAAAGAGAAUUUAAUGACUCCUUUUUUCUGAUAACAAUGAAGAAUUAUGGAUAUGAAUUUUUAUUUUAUAAAGAUGGCAUUUAUUCACUUUCAGUUUUUCCUUUGGAAACAAAAUUCAAGGAAAUGCCUUUCCCUUCUCCCCACUUAACAAUUCCAUGACAAGUGGUGAACUUGGGGCCUGAUGCUUUUGCAGGGCUUGUAUAUUCAGGUUUCCAGUUUCCCAGUUCCCUUAAUAGAUGUUAUGAAUACAUAAGCGCAUUUUCUUUUAAAGAAAGAAGUUAGAUUUAUAGUGUUAUUUCUUACUUGCUCUAUUUCUUUGCACUAAAUAAGAGAACUAUGUGUUUGUUUUAUAUGAAACUUUAAUGCCAUAUUGCCUACAAGAACUCAAUUUGUUCCUUACUUUCCAAACUCUAGGAUGUUGAUAAAUACUUCCAUGAGCAUUGACAGAAGUUACAUACACACCUAAAAGAUUCCCACACCUCUAGUUUUGGGUUUGUUACCUUGCAGGAUUCUUGUGUGUUCUGUAGGUGAAACAGAGGGCAACAAGGUGUUGGCUCUGCCUGGCACACGUUCUCGUAUUUAUGCGUCCCAUGUAGACGGUGUCAUUCUCUGCUGAGGCAGGUGGUGUGGCUCCUCCAUCGGUGACAUCCGAUCUCCAUCAGUUUCAUUUUGUGAAGUCCAGUCCUGCUGUGUGCUGUGCUUCAGGCCUUGCCCCCCAUGCUCCCUGGGAAUCCUGUUACUGCCUCUUUGUAAACUGUAUACAGGAUAUCUGUCUGAGGCCCCACUGUGAACAACUUUGUGUGAGACACAGUAGAUUGCAGUAAUCAUGCAGAACUCACAGCCUCGAAGUCUCUUCUCUGUGCUUAUUCGUGUAUGUUGUCAUGAAAUGUCAGUGGUAGAAAAUAACAAUUAGAAACUCUUCUAAGAUAUUGUGGACAAGUUGUAAAGGAGAACAUUCAUGUUCCGAUUAAAAGCUUGGAUUACAUUUGCCUCCAAAGUGUUUUCUUUUUCUUUGGAAAAAAAAAAGAAGAGGGGUUCUAUGUGUCCAGUAAUCCUUUUGACUCCACUCUGAACAGAAACGCUUUGUUAGUCUUGGCUUCUUUGUCCGUCGUGCCUUGUAACUUGUAAGUAUGUGCAUGUUGUGUGUUGCAUUUGUCUGCUGUCUCUUAUUGCAUUGAAUUCUGCAAGGUGAAUACCUUUUCUGUACUAUUCAUUUGAAAAAAAUUUCCCCCUACCCAAAUCUUCCUAAACUUUGCAGACCAGUUAAGAUUUUUGAAACCCUGUUGUUGAAUGGAGAGUUAUGGCUGAGGUCUUCCUGAUGUCUCUCCGACUUAAAAGACUGGACAGGAAGGACAGGAUCCGCCACAUUUUGCAGAUCUCUUCUAAGAAUUAUAUGCUUUUGCUUAUAGCUGUCUAUAUUUGAACAAAGUUUAAAGGAACUGCACACACGCACACACACACAGAGGCAUAUAUACAAAGAUGCUGCAGAGAGUUGGUGGAGGAAUGGAACGAAAAAUAAGUUUAUUUUGGUUCUAAUAAUUUUGAAAUCUAUGUGUAUGUGGGGUUUUCGAAAAGUUCAUGGAAAAUGUCCAGUAUGGAAGAAUUACGCAUGGGUUUCUAAAUACUAUGUCCCAGAAUAAACUUACUUGUAAUUUCAUUUUACGCAAACUUUCUGAAGUCUCCACGUAUGUGUACAUUUGGUUAAGUCUUCCUGUGUAGUGUAAAGAGCUUUUAAGGAUUAGCUGUGGAAUUUAUUAUUCUUUCACCCCAAAGUUGGCCGGGACGGUGAAAAAGAGUUU
Ochotona curzoniae (black-lipped pika) is the source of this 4827-nucleotide messenger RNA. RefSeq names its product zinc finger matrin-type 3 (gene ZMAT3). The record is from RefSeq and is a predicted model, not a curated record. The transcript has 6 exons. NCBI's taxonomy places the organism in Eukaryota, Metazoa, Chordata, Mammalia, Lagomorpha, Ochotonidae. Gene Ontology annotation, molecular function: zinc ion binding; nucleic acid binding. Bases 226 to 1095 code for a protein of 289 amino acids.